AAUAUUUUAAGUGUUGAAUACAGAUGAAAUAAAUAAGUCAAUAAAUAUUUUUAACAUACUAGAAAAUGUACCAGAACAAAAUGAUAAUCAUUUUUGUAGCGAUCUUGUUAACGGGAGAUUGCUUAGAAGAAAUCCCAAGCAGGGACGACAUACUUAAAACGGAAGUCAUCGUUCAAAAAACGAUUAACGGUCUUUUCUCGACAUUGAAAUUGAAAAGAAUUCAGCAAAGACCAAAUAUACUGGAAUACACCACUUUGCAUAAAUAUUUCGCGUCACUAUCAAUGCAAGACGAUUACAACUUGCAGAAAAUUCUACAACUAACAAAAAUCAAUAAGGAACAUAAAUUUUAUAAUGGAACUGACUUUAUAGCCGUUAUAAACGAAAUAAUAAAUGAAGAUAUAGUAAACAGAAUAAACGUAGAUGACAUGAGUGUGAUAUCGUAUAUUGAGAGAUUUAUUUCUAGGUUAAAGAAAUUGAGAGAAAUGUAUGCGCCAAAAACUAUUUAUGUCAAUAUUAAUUUCAAAGUCCUGGAACAUUUGCGGAAUACAGUUAAUAAAAGUUUUGAUUUUAAAAGUAAAAAUAACCUCAUUACGAGCGACAAUGAAUUUUGGGAGCCAAGUGGUCGACGUAUUUACAGAGGUCAAAGAACUAAGAUCAAAUAUUUCCCAUUCAUGGCUAGUGUGCACAUCUUCAACAACUUCCAUUGCGCUGGUUCUAUUAUAAAAUCUGACCUGAUUAUCACAGCUUCGUCGUGUUUACAACUAGCCUGGAAUAACCGUCUAUUCCGAGAAAACCCAGCAUUCCUUUCUGUUCGGGUCGGUAGUUCCUUCUAUAGUGGCGGUGGUGAGGUCAUACCGGUAUUGGAAAUUUACUUUCAUCCUGGAUACGACCCUAAAAGUCUCAGAAACAAUAUCUGUAUCCUACGUCUCGUUCGCCGUUUGAAUUUCCAAAAACGAAAUAAGAGAGUGAAAAGGAUAAACAUAGAUACAAACCCAUGGAAUCUACCAAUGAAUACUCCUGGUGUCACGAUUCUUGGUUGGGGUGCGAAGGGAAGUAGCGGCAUAAUUUACGAUCCAUGGAAAAAUAUAUUAUCAUAUUCUAUUUUGGAUAUUUAUCCCUUGGCAGACUGUCGCGACGUGUACUCUAGACGGUAUGUGACACGCAAGCAUUUUUGUGCUGGUUUCUUGUCCAAAGGCGGCGGUGCUUGUAAUCGUGACGUAGGAGCCCCGGGCGUGGUGGAUGGUAAGCUGAUGGGAGUGGUAAGCUUCGGUUCCCCCACUUGUGGAACUCCUGACGCCCCCACUGUCUUCACCAAAUUAGGAUACUACACUGACUGGAUAGAAGACGUAAUGGAGAAGCCCGUACCUGUUUCCUUGAAGCGUACAACAAAGAAAGAAUUAUUCAAUAUUUUUAAUAUAAUACCUACGGAAAGAUCCACGACGACCACAUUCAAAAUACCACCUCUCACAGGAAACAAGUUAGAACCUAUAUCAAUUCACAACAUCGACAAAUCAUUAAGAAAUAUAGACGAAAAUCUUUUUAAGGAAUUUGUAUCUACUAUGUUCACCAGUAGUGAAAUCGAUAAGUACCUACGAAUUAUUAGACAACAACAGAAAACAAAAGGUAAUGUUGAAAACAAAACAGCGAUAGAUAACGUCAAUAGUGAUACUUCUAUUGAUAAAAGUGAUGUAGUAUUUGUUACCAAAGCCCCCGAUUUUGGCGAAGCUGUAGCUAAAGCAGAAGAUAUUGAGACACAGGACUCAGAAUCUGACAAUGGCGAUGAACGAAAUUCUCAAGUACAAUCACAAGAAUCUUACAGGAGCAAAGAAAAUCAAGCAAUAGCAGACGAUUCUAAAGUAGAAGGUGAUAUAAUUCAAUUCAUGAAAAACAUAGAUUUGAAAAAAAUUAUUCAAGAAGAAGUAAUGGAUACGUCAAAAGCGGGAAAUAAUGGAUCCUUUUUAAAAUUAGCCUACCUUAAUGACACUGAUAAAACAGGACAAGGUGAUAACCUGGGCGAGAAUGAUGGAUUAAGCUUAGUAGGAGAUAAUAGGUUCGAAGAUAUGACGAGGUCAAAACUCAAGAGCACUAAUAGGAAUUUACCUGAAAAUGAGGUUUAUGGUUUACUGUCCGAUGUUAUUGAAGAGGAAGUACAAAAUAAAUUAGUAAAAGGUUUUAAAUACUUUGGCUUUUAAUUUCGAAUACUAAAUUAUAUCUCUCGUAUAGUUAACUGGUUUAAUGUAAAUAACUUACUGCUUAAUGAGAAUGAAACAAAAUGUAUUAGAUUUACAACAAUAGUGUAAAUCGACAUAUUGGUAACCUGAAAAUUAAGGACAGUGAACUUAACUUUGUUGACAAAACUGUUUUACUUAGCAUAACAAUAGAUAUAAGUAGUAGUAGGGCCAACACAUAGAUAUUCUUUCGAAUAGACUAAGCUCUGCAGCAAAUGCAGUAAAGAAAAUCCGACAGUUAAUUUAUAAGGACACGGCUAAAAUUGUGUAUCAUAGCUACUUUCACAGCGUUAUGUUGUACAGUAUUCUACUGUGGGGUGCUGCUGCAGAGGUUCAAUCCAUAUUUGAGCUGCAGGGGCGGGCUGUUCGGGAUAUUUGUUGUGUUUCUCCGAGGGAGUCGGUACGGAAUAAGUUUAAGGAAUUAAAUAUCAGUAUCUGGUCAAUAUACUCUUGAAGCCUUGUUAUAUGUACA
This is a messenger RNA of Pieris brassicae (large cabbage white), 2700 nucleotides long. RefSeq lists its product as uncharacterized. The transcript has 7 exons. The record is from RefSeq and is a predicted model, not a curated record. NCBI's taxonomy places the organism in Eukaryota, Metazoa, Arthropoda, Insecta, Lepidoptera, Pieridae. Gene Ontology annotation, biological process: proteolysis. The coding region runs from base 66 to 2192 and encodes 708 amino acids. Gene Ontology annotation, molecular function: serine-type endopeptidase activity.